AGCCAAAAAUCAACAUGGCGGCGGGCAGUAGUCCAUCUUCUUCGUCUUCAAAUUCAGACACAAAUCAACAAGUUGAUCGAAUAGCUCUUUUGUAUCCUAAAGUAAAUGAAUCAGAGACCCCUCUACCUCGAUCAUGGUCUCCUAAAGAUAAAUUCACUUUUAUAGGGCUUUCUCAGAAUAAUUUAAGGGUGCAUUACAAAGGUGUGGGAAAGACUCACAAAGACGCGGCCUCGGUUAGGGCUACGCACUCGAUUCCAGCAGCUUGUGGUAUUUAUUAUUUUGAAGUCAGAAUUGUUAGCAAAGGACGCGAUGGCUAUAUGGGUAUUGGAUUAUCUGCACAAGGAGUCAACAUGAAUAGAUUACCAGGUUGGGAAAAGAAUUCAUAUGGUUACCAUGGAGAUGAUGGGCACUCCUUCUGCUCAUCUGGAACAGGAAAGCCGUAUGGUCCAACCUUCACGACAGGAGAUGUCAUUGGCUGUGGCAUUAAUCUGAUUGAUAACACAUGUUUUUACACAAAGAAUGGAGUUAAUCUUGGAAUUGCUUUCUCAGAUCUACCUGCAAACUUAUACCCAACAGUAGGUCUUCAAACACCGGGAGAGGUGGUAGAUGCAAAUUUUGGACAGCAGCCUUUUGUCUAUGACAUAGAAGAAGUCAUGAAGGAAGUUCAUGCUCGGACAAGGCAUACAAUACAGACAUUCCCUUUCACAGACAAAGAAAGCUUAUGGCAAACAACACUGCAAAAAAUUGUAUCAACAUAUUUGGUCCAUCAUGGUUAUUGUGCUACUGCUGAGGCUUUUGCUAACAGUACUGGACAGUCAUUAACAGAAGAACUGGCUUCAAUCAAGAACAGGCAAAGAAUACAAAAGUUAGUUCUUGCUGGCAGAAUUGGGGAAGCUAUUGAAACAACACAAACAUUAUAUCCAGGACUCCUAGAAAGAAAUCCAAACUUACUUUUCCUUUUGAAAUGCCGGCAAUUUGUGGAAAUGGUCAGUGGAUGUGAAAGUGAUGUGCGGCCUGCAGCUCACAGCCCUCGCCCUAGUCCUAAUGUCAGCCCUUCACACUUGUAUAGUGCAGCAUCAGUUGGAAGUGUUGCAAGCAGCUCUUCUUCAGCCACCAAUGGCUUUGUUCCAAAUGGUACUUGUAUUGACAAUGGAUUUGAAGCUGAUAAUAUGCAAAUGGAAGUUGAAGACUUUGAAGAGUCAUCAAGUAAUGGUGUAGUGAAUGGAACAGAAAAAAUGGAUGAGGGUGAACACAGUCCUAGCAGAGCAGAAUCUUCAGGCAGACAAAAUUUUUGUCAAAAUAGAAAUGUACUUGAAAAGAUUUUAGCUUUUGGAAGAGAUUUACAAACUAUGAGUGUACAAUUGAGGAGAGAACAUGGAAAAAAUGAGACAAAUAAGAAGACUCUUCAGGAAGCAUUUAGUCUUUUGGCUUACACAGAUCCCUGGAGCAGUCCUGUGGGGUAUAUUUUAGAUCCUGUACAGAGGGAAUCAAUUUGUUCAUCUUUAAAUAGUGCUAUCUUAGAUUCACAUCACUUGCCCACAAAACCACCCUUGGAUUUAAUACUAGGACAGGCUCAAGAAUGUUUAAAACUAAUGUCAAAGAUUGGACUAGGAGCUUGUGCAUUUGCCAGUGUUGAAGAGUACAUGUAACAUGCAAAUGUUUUGUUUAUCUGCAGAUGAAAAACAAUAAUUUUACAAAAGCUUAAAUAAUUCAGCAUGCACUGCAUACACAAGUUUUCUAAAAAAUGGUGGUUAGUAAAUCACUUAAAAGCAGCAUUUUCCCUGAAUCUCAGAUGCUUAGAUAACAACUAAAAUAUUACUCUGCAUGGUAUCUAGUAAAGAUAUGUGUAUUGUGUAAAAUAGAUGGUACAAUUUUAUCAGAAAGAAUCAUAGCAGGCAACCAAGAUAGUUUUAAUUUCCAAGAUUGUUGACAGGAAUUCUUAGAAUUGCUUUGAGAUUGUCAAGUGCACCACCAGUUCAACCAAUCAGAGUCAAAGUUAGAGCAAAAUGUGACUUAAGUCUUCUCCUUUUGACAUUUUCCUCUGCCUUCCCUCACAGAAAAUGGUAUAUUAAACUGCUAGUAAGACUGUUAUUGUAUUAUACAUCCACUUCCUUAUUUUUUGGGUUAUUUUAGGGGUAAAAGAACCUCAAACAAUUUGUUUGAAUUUGUAAUUUGCCAUAGGGACUAUUUUAUUUUUUGAAAUAUUGUAAAUUCUGUAAGAGCCGGAGAGCUACACCAUCUUGUAUAGUGGUCUUUUUUUUUCUGUUUAGUUUUGCAUGGCACAUCUUGCAAAUUUUAAUUAUUUUUGUAAAGCUUAUCAUGAAAAUUCUUUGGGGUUAAAGUGUAGAACAGCAAGAGGGUAUUACAAGCUUGAUGCAUAAAAAGCAAAAAGGUUCUACAUAAAGAAAACCUCUAAAAUCUGCUUGCUGAGUUUUCAAAUUCCUUCCAAAUAAUUGAACUAGCAUUCAACUUUCUGUUAGUUUGCAUUACACAAGUGUAAAGUUACAUCUCAUUCACUAGUUCUGUAUUCACAAGAAAAACUGAUUUUGUCAUUCUUUCGGAGUAAAGGCUCUCUUCUCUUACUGUGGUACAGACACUCAAAAUGCUUGCCUAACUUAAGCAGCUAGACUUGGUUCUUUUACUGGCUGUAAAACCUGUAGUGCAGACAGAUUAGUCACUCAAACCUUCAAUGCUUCUCUUAUGCAGGCUAAAUCCAGAUUAUACUUGUACAUUGCAAAUAAACCAGAUAUAAAUUAUUCUCAAUUAUUAAAUAUUUCCUUUUUGCCUUCCUGUUGGUGUUUUUUCACAGGCAAGUUUAUACCUAUGAUCAAAAAAUUAAUUUCAAGCUCUAUACUGUAUAUCACAUUAGGUUAGUGUAGGGGUUAGGUUCUGUUUAUAUAAUUAUGUAAAUAAACCAUUUAGAUUUUA
Messenger RNA from Stylophora pistillata, 2928 nucleotides. Its product is annotated as ran-binding protein 9. The record is from RefSeq and is a predicted model, not a curated record. Gene Ontology annotation, molecular function: protein binding. NCBI's taxonomy places the organism in Eukaryota, Metazoa, Cnidaria, Anthozoa, Scleractinia, Pocilloporidae.